Messenger RNA from Fundulus heteroclitus (mummichog), 1747 nucleotides. Its product is annotated as alpha-(1,3)-fucosyltransferase 7-like. Gene Ontology annotation, cellular component: membrane. NCBI's taxonomy places the organism in Eukaryota, Metazoa, Chordata, Actinopteri, Cyprinodontiformes, Fundulidae. Gene Ontology annotation, molecular function: alpha-(1->3)-fucosyltransferase activity. The transcript is spliced from 2 exons. Bases 316 to 1353 code for a protein of 345 amino acids. The record is from RefSeq and is a predicted model, not a curated record.
CAUACGCUCUCACAAAGAAGGUUUCCAGUGUCAACAAUAACGGGAGGGGAAACAUUUCCAUCGAAAUCGCUUUUAUACAAAUCAGGAGUCGAGUAGGAUGUUGACUUAUUGCGAUGGAACAUGUGAUUUGAAGGAGAGAUAAAAAUUCUGUUUAGACAGGGCUCUUCUGUUUCCUUAAAAGGAUCGGGCUUGACAUGCAGCUGAAGCUCUUCAACAUUUCAUUGCCAACAACAACCAAAAACUAGUUUUGGUGGAGACGGAUGACAGAAGUUUCACCAGCCCGCUUACAUUCAGGGGCAAUUUUAAACUAAAAAGAUGAAAUGCUGCUCCAUGAAGACGGGACUACUUUUCUGCAUUAUGUGUGCUUUUUUGCUGUGUCUUCACAAAAUACGUCAGAAAGGAAGCAUUUACCACUCGACAAGCACUAAAAAUUUGACCAUCUUGUUGUGGAACUGGCCUUUUGGACGCAAAUUCAGUCUGAAGGGUGAUGUGUGCUGGGACCUCUACAAAAUACCAAGCUGUAGACUGCUGGAUGAGCAUUCCUCGUUCCCCUCAGCUGAUGUGGUGGUGUUCCACAACAGAGAAGUGAUACAGGGAAGUCAGAAAAUGCCCACCGACCUCCCACGACCACAUGGCCAGAGGUGGGCCUGGAUGUCCCUGGAGUCUCCUGCUCAUAACGGAAACUUACAGAAGUUUGCAAACAUCUUCAACAUGACUAUAUCCUACAGAAGGGAUGCUGAUGUGACCAUACCCUAUGGUGAGCUUCAAUUUGUGGAGUCCGAAGGUAACCUGCCGGAGGACAGCCACAUGAAUAAGACCUCUCUGGUCUGUUGGGUGGUCAGCAACUAUAGGAACAACCAGAAACGGACCCAAGUGUACAACGAGCUGAAUGCCAUAGUUCCUGUGGAUGUUUACGGGCGUUGGAAUAAAAAGCCGCUCUCCUCUGACGAUCUCUUACCAACAAUCUCUCGCUGCUACUUUUAUUUGGCCUUUGAGAACUCAGUGGCAAAGGAUUAUAUUACAGAGAAGCUGUGGAAGAAUGCUUACCAAGGAGGUGCUGUACCCAUUGUACUCGGACCCCCGAUAAGUGACUACAACGCUGUGGCUCCAACUCAUUCUUUUAUCCAUGUCGAUGAAUUUGCAUCAGUACGAUUCCUGGGAGAGUACCUUCAAAAACUUGCAGAGGACAGGGAACGGUACAAGGAAUAUUUUAACUGGAAAAAACACUGGAAAGUGAAAGUUAGUGUAGACUGGAGGGAAAGGCUAUGCCAUAUCUGUUUACAGUACAACAAUUUACCUCAGAACAAGGUUUAUUCAGAUCUAGAGGCCUGGGAUAAGGCUUAUUACACUUAACCAUAAGACACUGUGGCUGUAUUUGAUGUGUGUUUACAGGAAUUAUUGCUCUUAGGUUGCACUUAACCAAUAAGGUAAAUUGAAAUACGAGAAAUGUUUACCACUAAAAACUAAAACAAACUAUGUUUUAGAACUUGAAUUGGCCUUAAGGGGACAUAUGCAAAAUCCACUUUUUUAGCCAUUAAAUACAUUUUGUUGUAUAUUUAGAGUUUCUAGGAAUGCAAAAUAUUUGAAUGUAGUCUGUCCAGGAGUUGCGUAGAUAUUGUUAUGUUGUUUUUGGGUCGUAUUUUUCAAGCCAUUCAGUUUACUCUGUAUCUAUUACAUCUUUGUACUACUACGUCAGAGUAUUUGCUGUUGAUCUACUAAACAAGGUCAUGGAUUUCUGACUUACCAA